GGUGAAAAAGGCAUGGAAUGAAAUUGAUGGUGAACUUAUUAGAAGCGCAUUUAAAUGUUGUGGGAUUUCAGUCAGAGAGGAUGGAAUGGAGGAUGAUUUAAUAUUUGAUAGUGAGAGAUUGAAUGAUGUUAAUAUUGAUGAAACUGAUAAGGAGAACAAUAUAUUGGUGGAAAUUGAGGGAGAUCAUUAUGAAGAAGUUGAUGGCUUUAGAAAUGCGUGGUGA
This is a messenger RNA of Paraglomus brasilianum, 223 nucleotides long. NCBI's taxonomy places the organism in Eukaryota, Fungi, Glomeromycota, Glomeromycetes, Paraglomerales, Paraglomeraceae. The record is from the annotation of a GenBank genome assembly.